Molecule: messenger RNA, 2022 nt
Organism: Colletotrichum higginsianum IMI 349063
Lineage: Eukaryota; Fungi; Ascomycota; Sordariomycetes; Glomerellales; Glomerellaceae
Product: TFIIH p62 subunit domain-containing protein
Exons: 1
Coding region: 1-2022 (673 amino acids)
Biological process (GO): transcription by RNA polymerase I; transcription by RNA polymerase II; nucleotide-excision repair
Cellular component (GO): transcription factor TFIIH core complex; transcription factor TFIIH holo complex
Source: RefSeq, a predicted model, not a curated record
AUGGCGUUGCCGUCCGGCCGGGCGGCAUUCAAGAAGAAGGAUGGCUUCUUGACCUUGAGGCAGGACCGGCAGUUUGUAAUCUGGACUCCAGCACCUGGCGAUGGCCCCCCUACGGUUUCGCUGUCUAUCAGCAAUAUCACGAGUAAGCCGCCAAAGAUUCAUCAACUUCCCGAAAGCAACGAGCUGACACUAGCGACAGAUUUGCAACAAACACCAGACAGCGCGGCCAAGGUGAUGCUAAAGAUCUUUGAGAAGCCUCCCGAAGCCGCGGAGCAGACGCCCUAUCUCUUCCACUUCACGUCGACCGAGGCCAGAUCCGAGGCUAAUGCCAUCAAGGAUCUGCUCUCAAGGCUGCUGGCUGACAUCCGCUCCGGCGAUCCCAACGUUCCCAAGCCAUCGGGUAGCGGAACCCCGAACUCAACGGCAAACGGAUCUAAUGGAGCCACCGGCGGCGGCUCGGGCUCGGGCUCAAUGGCGUUCGCCAGCUCCGUCAACUCGAAGCCGAGCAGUGCGCGCUGGUUCGACGACGCGCAGCUCAAGGGUGACAUCGAGCUGCAGCAGUCCCUCAUGAAGAAAGACCGGACGCUUCACCAGACGUACAUGGACGCGCGUGCGACGAAGCCCGAGUCGAUAUCGGAUGCCGCCUUCAACGCACAGUUCUGGUCGACACGCACGAAUCUCUUGCGUGCCCACGCCAUCGAGGUGAACCAGCAAAAGGGCGCGUACAAUGUCCUGCCGUCGAUAAAGCCGCGGUUAGAGAACGACGUGCUCAAGCUCGACAUUACCGUCGAGAUGGUCCAGCUCAUCAUGGCGCAGCACCCGCUCGUUAAGAGGCUGUACGACGAGAACGUACCCAAGGUCCCCGAGAGCGAGUUCUGGUCCCGCUUCUUCCUGAGCAAGCUGUUCCGCACCCUCAAGGGUGACAGGAUCACUGACGAGAGGAAGGAGGGCAUCAAGCGGGACGCCCUGUUCGACGCCCACGACGCCAGCGAGAACACCGCUAUGUUUCAGCGGAGGAGUAUGGCGCAGAGUGUGCCGCAUAUCAUCGAUGUCUACGGCAACGAGGAGAACCAGGGCGGCUUCAAGAGCGGGAACCAAAAGGACAUUGAGAUGCGGCCGCGCAAGAACGUGCCCAUCGUCAAUACCCUCAACAGUCUCAGCGAAAGGAUGUUGUCCAACGUGGCACCCUCUGACCGUGAAGCUGGCCCCGAGGCUGAAGACUCGACGUGGCAGGAGCUCGCUCUCCGAGACCUGCGAGGCGAUGCUAAGGAGAACAAGAUCAUCCUUAACAUCAAGGAGCAGAACCGCUUCUUUGCCAAGAAAGACGAGGCCAAGUCAGCCAACUCCCUCGCCUUUGCGAAGCAGAACCCGUCGGACGUCCUCUUUGACAUUCAGACCGACCUUGAGACCAUCGAGACCGACGGCGCAGGCGGCCUAAACCUCCGCGCGGGCAUCGGCAUCCUCGACGACAGUGACAGCGAUGAGGAGGCACAGCGGCCGGUUCAUGUCGGUUCCCGAGCCGCGCGCAAGGCUGCGGGCGACGACAUCAUGGCAGGCAUCCGCCAGCGGCGCGCCGAGAAGUACGGCGACACAACAACGGACGAGUCCCGCCCCAUGGGUCUCCCCGCCGAGGUAGCCGAGCGGUGCUCACUGACGCACGCGACCACGGUCGAGUUCCUGCACCAGUUCUGGAACGCGUUCCUCUCGGGAGACCCGGACCGCGCCAAUGAGUUGCAGUACCUUGUCGAGUCGCUGGGCCGUUCGGCCGAGCGCAUCAACGCCGUCGCUGAGGAGGCCGAGAGGGCCCGAGACGAUAUCAUCCGCGCCAAGAAGAAGGAGAUUAUGGAUUACUACAAGGCGACGGGUAAGAAGAUCAGGGGAUGGCGGCCGGAGCACGAGAAGGGCGGGCGCAAGGCCGUGCUGGCCAUCAUGCAACCCACGCUCGAGGCGCUCAAAAAGGCCCAGGCGGAUUACCAGCGGGCUCUCGCUGCCGAGGGGGUGCAGCUUUCCACCGAGGCUUAA